UAGAAACUGGCAAGCAUGUCGGAGAAGCGAAAUUCUGUAAUAUCUGUGAACUGUCAUAAUAAGAUUAUGUCUGAGAAAAUCGAAGUCGUCUUGAAGAAUUGUACUCAGCAUGGUGAGGGCCCCCACUGGGACGACACUACACAGUGCCUGUACUACGUGGACUAUUUCGUUGAUGUCGCCCACAGAUACAACCCAGCAACAGGUCAAGACAGCCGACUAAACCUUGGAGACUCUCUGGUGAGCGUCAUCAUCCCCCGCAAGAAGGGAGGCUUUGUGGUGAGUCAGAAGACAGACCUCGGCUUCGUGGACUCAUGGGAGAGUGGCAAGGUCACCAGCAUUGCGAAGGUCGAGGACGACGCCAAUAUGUUAAAUGACGGCAAAGUGGAUGCUUCCGGUAGACUCUGGAUUGGGUCUUGUUUCUGUGGCAAGGAUAUUCCUGACCUCAACACGUGGCCGAAGCUUCAGGGCUCAUUGUACAGCCUGGAUAGUGAUGGCAGCGUCACAAAACACAUCAGUAACAUCAGCAUUGGCAACGGCAUGGACUGGAAUGAAGAUAACAGCAUCAUGUACUUCGUCGACUCCAUCCCCAGGCAGGUCUGGGCCUUCGACUUUGACAUCACAGCUGGGGCCAUCAGCAACAAGAGAAUUGUGACCGAUUUCAGCAGAUUUUCUGAUAUCCCAGAUGUGGCUAUCCCGGACGGAAUGGCCAUUGAUACGGAAGGAAAAUUAUGGGUUGCCGCUUAUGAGGGUGGGAAAGUUCUCCGAAUCGACCCAACGACUGGAAACGUGAUCCGUACUGUCAAAUUCCCUUGUGCAAAGAUAACGUCGCUUUGUUUCGGAGGAAAGGACUUCACCGACCUCUACGUCACGUCAUCGUCUCUCACGUUGACCCCAGCAGGACUGUCGAAAACACCAUUGGAUGGCUCGCUCUUCAAGGUCACUGGGUUGGGAGUCCGAGGUUACAAAGCUAACAUGUUCUCUGGAUAAACGUCUCUCAGUUCAAUGCGUUUUUGAGAACACACGGAUUCCGGAUUAGCAAUUUUAAUUUUGCUUCCGUUUUAUGACCACUUCUCCUACUUUGAUAAAUACCCUCCUAAAAAACUGUGUUGGUGCAAGCAGUCUGAUCUUCUUUGUAAUCUUAUUGUAGAAUAUGCUACGAGUAUCAGGUCAUCUGCAAAAACAUAAUUGAGUAUAAUGUUAUACAUUUCCUCUGAUACCAAUCAUUGAUUUAUUUAAGUAUUAAGGCCUGAAUACAAUGAAAGUAUUUUGAACAUGUCUGCAACAGAAAUAUUUACAAUGAUGAAGAUCAGAGAGUGAAACAGAUGGCAAAUUUUAUGAAAUUUACUAGAUAUUUUAGAACGCCUACGUCAGAGCACCUCAUCAUUGUUAUCACACUAUUAUCAUAAGUAUGAACAUUGAAAAAUGUGAUUUGCUUCGAACGAUUUCGAUCCCGGGCAUGUCAAUACAAAAUGAAUGUCAUUUACAAUUACAGAUACUUGUACAUUUCAUCUAUCACAUAAAUACCAUCAACAAACGUCUGUGCAAAAUGUGUCACUAGAUCUUUGAUGAGCAGUGAAAAAGGAAUUGGGCUUAAAGUACAACCUUCGCGUAGACCUACUUCAGAAAUAUUUAGACAGUUUAAAUCCAUAAUGAAGUGCAACCACGGAUUUAACUUACUCAUGCACAAAAAGGGAAUAAAACUUUUUUUAAUGGCACAGUAAAAUUCCCAUGGUCUUCUUGUAUGUUUUAUAACCAGAGCUUGUAAAAUAUAAAUACUAUGAAUUAUGUAGUGAUUCUUUCUAAUAAACUCAUUGAUAUUCCACAAAAGGGUGUCCAGUCUAUU
Haliotis rufescens (red abalone) is the source of this 1843-nucleotide messenger RNA. RefSeq names its product regucalcin-like. The transcript is spliced from 6 exons. Gene Ontology annotation, molecular function: enzyme regulator activity; gluconolactonase activity; calcium ion binding. The coding region runs from base 16 to 987 and encodes 323 amino acids. Gene Ontology annotation, biological process: L-ascorbic acid biosynthetic process. NCBI's taxonomy places the organism in Eukaryota, Metazoa, Mollusca, Gastropoda, Lepetellida, Haliotidae. The record is from RefSeq and is a predicted model, not a curated record.